This is a messenger RNA of Saxophila tyrrhenica, 705 nucleotides long. RefSeq lists its product as uncharacterized. NCBI's taxonomy places the organism in Eukaryota, Fungi, Ascomycota, Dothideomycetes, Mycosphaerellales, Extremaceae. The transcript has 2 exons. The coding region runs from base 1 to 705 and encodes 234 amino acids. The record is from RefSeq and is a predicted model, not a curated record.
AUGGCGCGGUCACUCCAGUUUCUCGUGCUCGGCAUCACUGGUCUUGCAGCUGCGAAGACAACCUGCUCUGAAAAGGCAACAUCAGCGACUCCUACACCACAGCUGAGUUGCACGACGUCCUCAAACUUCCGCCUCGUUGCAGACGUCAUCUCCGGCGACCUCGCCCCCUCCAUCCAAGACUGGGCAGUCUCCUCAUACCACAUCGGCGCCUGCUAUGACUACGCCAUACUUCAGCCCAAUGACGGAAGCUCACCAGACUACAGCCGCGCCUUCUAUGUCAACGGCACGGCUGCUGAUGCAAGGGACAAGACCAGCGACAUCAUCACCGAUGGCGCAACACCACCAGUGCCGUAUGGAGUCAUCAUUCCAUCUGCCAACGAGACCGACCAAGAUGACAGACGCCCUGUUCAAAUCAACUGCGGCUAUGGUACUGCCGGUGUAGUCGUCUCACGCGGCUCAAGCAUGAAGCCUCACCUCCGCUACGUCGACAAGACUGCUGAUACACGCUUCGGCGGGUGGUAUGCGUGCGACUCUGACUUGCCGUACGGGCCUGCGGUCGUGCUAUACUAUCGAGACCGCGAGGAAGCCAUUCCAGAAGAAUGUGCAGAGCUCACGCUGUACACGCAGUGCAUCGAGCAUGUCUCGACCGUCGACGACAACGCAAGGCCAGCACCUUGCGAAGAAAUCAUUGAGGAUGAGGACUGA